Mercenaria mercenaria is the source of this 4021-nucleotide messenger RNA. RefSeq names its product sepiapterin reductase-like. Bases 218 to 1021 code for a protein of 267 amino acids. Gene Ontology annotation, molecular function: sepiapterin reductase (NADP+) activity. Gene Ontology annotation, biological process: tetrahydrobiopterin biosynthetic process. The transcript has 4 exons. The record is from RefSeq and is a predicted model, not a curated record. Lineage: Eukaryota; Metazoa; Mollusca; Bivalvia; Venerida; Veneridae.
CUGUAUUAGAAGUAAACAUUUGGCUGCUCUUCAGGCACCUAUUUGACAGUACACAGGAUCUGAUCUUAAUCAACUGACUUGAACACGUCACCAGUAUCUGUGACCUGUGUACAAACGCUGUGAUGUAAUUUGCUGAUCAGAAAAUCUGCGAGGCAUUUUGACAGUACUGGACAGGGAUUUAGCAGAAGAUCAAAGAAUAAGCAUCAAGACAAGAACAAUGUCCAAAUCUCUUCUAAAAGGGAAGGCACUCUGUGUGAUUACUGGAGCAAGUCGGGGAUAUGGAAGAUGUCUGGCUGAAAUGUUUGUUACACAUCUUCCAGCUGGGUCACUUCUACUGCUCCUUGCUAGAAAUACUGACCAACUUACAGAAGUUUCAGCACGGUUAACUUCAUUAAACAAUUCAGUGAGAGUAGCAUGGGAGAAAUUUGAUCAGUCAAAUGUAACAGAUUGUUCUCAAGAAAAUAUUCACAGCAUUCUAAGUAAAGCAGAAAUAAGGUUGCAAGAUUUCAAUAGUGUUUUUCUGGUUCAUAAUGCCGGCUCAGUUGGAGAUCUCACAAAGUACGCCUGGGAGUUCAGUGAUGGAAACAUGGUGGCAAACACAAUAAACUUAAAUGUUACUGGCACAGUUCUGCUGAAUGCAUCGUUACUCAAUGAAAUAAGAAAAUAUGAUAUUAAGCAGAAGAUUGUGGUGAAUGUUUCCUCGCUGGCAGCAAUACAGCCUUUUUCCUCCUGGUCUCUCUACUGUGCAGGAAAAGCAGCCAGGGAUAUGUUUUUCCAAACAUUAGCAGCAGAAGACCAGACCUUGCGUGUGUUGAACUGGGCACCUGGACCCCUCGACACAGACAUGCAAGCUUUAUGUCGGGAAUGUGCUGACCCCACACUGAGACAAACAUUUAAUGACAUGCACAAGAAUGGUUCGCUACUGAAGUGUAAGGAAUCUGCUGCCAAACUAAUCACAUUGCUGGAGAAAAACACCUUUGUAUCAGGACAACAUAUAGACUAUUAUGACAAUUUAGAGUAGCAGAAAUAUUUUAUACUUGUGCAAAACAGUUAACUAGAGUUCAGACUCUGACCAUUUGUGAUAAAUUUUGAAUACAGAAUAUUGUAUAUUAAUUUAAAGACGUCUGCUACAAGCAAGUAAUGUAAUAACUCAAAUUUCCUAUUUGUCUUCUGUUUGAAAUUACAUUACCUAAAGCUCAACCAAACAAAGACUUUAUGAAAUGAUGUUCAAGUCGAGUAUCUAGGUUUGUUCGUUUCAUCAUUUGACUUGCUUGUUUUUAGCCCACCAUCAUCAGAUGGUGGGCUAUUAAAAUCACUCUGCAUCCGUGGUCCGUCCGUCCGUCAUUCCGUCAACAAUUUCUCAUUAUCGCAUCUCCUCAGAAACUACUGGGGGGAUUUUGACCAAACUUUGUCAGAAUGAUGUAUUGGUACCCUAGUUAUGUCCCUCUGAAAAUCAGACUGGUUCAACAAUUUAUGAGUGAGUUAUGGCCCUUUGUUUAUUUCUAUAUUUUACAUAGAUUUAUAUAGGGAAAAACUUUGAAAACCUUCUUAUCCAAAACCACAGAGCCUAGGGCUUUGAUAUUUGGUUUGAAGCAUCAUCUAGUGGUCCUCUGCCAAGAUGAUUCAAAUUAUUUCUCUGGGGUCAAAUAUGGCCCCGCCCUGGGGGUCACAUAGUUUAUAAUGACUUAUAUAGGGAAAAACUUUGAAUAACCCCUUGUCCAAAACCACAGGGCCUAGGGGUUUGAUAUUUUGUAUGUGACAUCAUCUAGUGGUCUUCAACUAAGAUUGUUCAUAUUAUACCCCUAGGGUCAAAUAUGGCCCCGCCCUGGGGGUCAUAUGGUUUACAUAGACUUACAUAAGGAAAAACUUUGAAAAUCUUCUUGUCCAAACCACAAAGCCUAAGGCUUUGAUACUUGUAAUGUAGCAUCAUCUAGUGGUUCUCUACCAAGUUUGUUCAAAUUAUCGCCCUAGGGUCAAAAAUUGCCCUGCCCCGGGGGUCACAUGGUUCAUAUAGACUUAUAUAGGGAAAAGCUUUUAAAAUGUUCUUGUCAAUAACUACAACAUUCAAAUUUGGACCACAUGUAUAUUUUUGAGUGGCAAGAUGAACCUUAACAUGAGUUGACCUUGAUUUUGAUCUAGUGACCUACUUUCACAUUUCUGUAGCUACAGCCUUCAAAUUUGGACCACAUGUAUAUUUUUGAGUGGCAAGAUGAACCUUGACAUGAGUUGACCAUGAUUUUGACCUAGUGACCUACUUUCACAUUUUUGAAGGUACAGGCGUCAAAUUUGGACCAUAUGCAUAGUUCCGUGUUUCAAAAUGAAAUUUGACAUUGAUUUUGACCUAGUGACCUACUUUCACAUUUCUCAAGCUACAGCCUUUAAAUUUGGACCACAUGCAUAGUUUUGUGUACCGAAAAAAACUUUGACCUUCACAUUGACCUAGUGACCUACUUUCACAUUUUUAAGGUACAGGCUUCAAAUUUGGACCACAUGCAUAGUUUUGUAUUCCGAAAUAAAAUUUGACCAUGAUUUUGACCUAGUGACCUACUUUUACAUUUCUCAAGCUACAGCCUUCAAAUCUGGACCACUUGCAUGGUUUUGUGUACCGAAAUGAACUUUGACCUUUACAUUGACCUAGUGACCUACUUUCACAUUUUUAAGGUACAGGCUUCAAAUUUGAACCACAUGCAUAGUUUUGUAUUCCGAAAUAAAAUUUGACCUUGAUUUUGACCUAGUGACCUACUUUUACAUUUCUCAAGCUACAGCCUUCAAAUCUGGACCACUUGCAUGGUUUUGUGUACCGAAAUGAACUUUGACCUUUACAUUGACCAAGUGACCUACUUUCACAUUUUUGUAGCUACAGGCUUCAAAUUUGGACCACAUGCAUAGGAUUGUGUACCGAAACAAACUUUGACCUUGACAUUGACCUAGUGACCUACUUUCACAUUUCUCAAGCGACAGCUUUCAAAUUUUGACCACAUGCACAGUGUUGUGUAUGGAAAUGAAAUUUGACCUUGAGGUAGUCAGUAAGUCUUGAAAUUUGGAACACUCAAAAAUGGCACAUUGGUGGGCGCCAAGAUCACUCUGUGCUCUCUUGUUGCAGUUUGCUAUUUUGAAUAUUUGUUACAAAUAGUUAUUGUAUAGACUGCAGUUUGCAAGCUUUUUUACCAUUUUUUACCAAACUUGUAUCACUUAGGCAAUGGUUAAACACAUCAAAUCUUUAAUAUAGUUUUUGUAUAUAUCUAUUCAUCAUAAAAAAAUGUCAAGUACCAGUAGUACAAAUGCUCUGUAACAUUUCUUACAUUUAUAAUUUUACAUAUCUAGUAUUCCAGGUCAAAUAUAAGAUAAAGUUUUUUUGAGAGUGUGACAAAACAUUAACACAACAGAACAUCAACACAACAUUUCAUUGACAGAACAACAUCUUAUUGAUGUAACAGACUUGAAAGUGUUAGGGAAUUAUCUCUGUUUGACACUCCUAAUACAGGUUAUAUACCACAUAAACAGAUACAUGUAUAUGAUGUUCUGAUUCAAACUCUGGUAUUAUAUGUUAUUUUAGCAGGAAAUGUCGACUCCAGCAGAUAUAGCCUGUUCUGUACAGUAAGCAAGCAAAUGAAAAUAUAACAGCUAUUUCGUUUAAUAAAUAAUUUCAAAUAAUUCAUUAUCUAUCAAAAUGUACAAGUUUGAUACAAAAUGUAAUUAAAAUACUCCCGACAAUCACGCGUCAACAUGUAGACUUUCUACCAUUUUGAGCCCCAUGUGGUUCUUGGACGAUCUGUGUAUGAAAAGAAUUGGAACCACUGCCUUACCCUUGCAUGAUCGUAAGAGGCGACUAAUAGGGUCUUAACACUCGGUUUUGCUGUAACUCUGUGAUUCCAGCAGGUAUACAAAUUUUGAUUCCAUACCUCGUGUUUUUAUUUCGAUGUAAAUGAGAUGUGAAAUCAAAACUUGUAGUCCUGUUUGGUGCCAUAUAGCCUAUACUGUGUUGGUGCGCCGUAAAACCCAAAUAAAUAAAUAAAUACUA